Molecule: messenger RNA, 2690 nt
Organism: Mastomys coucha (southern multimammate mouse)
Lineage: Eukaryota; Metazoa; Chordata; Mammalia; Rodentia; Muridae
Gene: Ccna2
Product: cyclin A2
Exons: 8
Coding region: 142-1413 (423 amino acids)
Biological process (GO): regulation of cyclin-dependent protein serine/threonine kinase activity; mitotic cell cycle phase transition
Cellular component (GO): nucleus; cyclin A2-CDK2 complex; cytoplasm
Molecular function (GO): cyclin-dependent protein serine/threonine kinase regulator activity
Source: RefSeq, a predicted model, not a curated record
CGCGCAGCUCGCGGCACCUGGGCUCUGCGCUCCUCCUGCUUGCAGCUCCUGCUCCGCGGGUCGGCCACCAGGGUCCCGCGCAGCCCCGGAGCGGCGGGCGCCGAGCACGCUGUGCCGCCGACGAUCCCGACCGGAGCCGCGAUGCCGGGCACCUCAAGACAGUCGGGUCGCGAGGCGGGCUCAGCCCUGCUCUCGCUGCAUCAGGAAGACCAAGAGAAUGUCAACCCCGGGAAACUGGCGCCAGCCCAGCAGACACGGGCGCAGGCGGUGCUGAAGGCCGGGAACGUGCGGGUACCCGCGCCGCAGCAGAGGCUCAAAACUCGGAGGGUUGCACCUCUAAAGGACCUUUCUGUAAACGAUGAGCAUGUCGCUGCUGGUCCUGCAUGGAAAGCAGUCAGUAAGCAGCCUGCCUUCACCAUUCACGUGGAUGAAGCAGAAGAGACUCAGCAGAGGCCGGCUGAGCUUAAAGAAGCAGAGUGUGAAGAUGUCCUGGCUUUUAAUGCAGCUGUCUCUUUACCUGGAGCAAGAAAACCACUGACACCUCUUGAUUACCCAAUGGAUAAUAGUUUCGAAUCACCACAUGCUAUGGAUAUGUCUAUUGUCUUAGAAGAUGAAAAGCCAGUGAAUGUUAAUGAAGUACCUGACUAUCAAGAAGAUAUUCACACGUACCUUAGGGAAAUGGAGGUUAAAUGUAAGCCUAAAGUGGGUUAUAUGAAGAGGCAGCCAGACAUCACUAACAGUAUGCGGGCCAUCCUUGUGGACUGGCUAGUUGAAGUGGGAGAAGAAUAUAAACUCCAGAAUGAGACCCUGCAUCUGGCUGUGAACUAUAUCGAUAGAUUCCUGUCCUCCAUGUCUGUGCUAAGAGGAAAACUUCAGCUUGUGGGCACGGCUGCCAUGCUGCUAGCUUCGAAGUUUGAAGAAAUAUACCCCCCAGAAGUAGCAGAGUUUGUGUACAUUACAGACGAUACCUAUUCCAAGAAGCAGGUUCUGAGAAUGGAGCACCUAGUAUUGAAGGUCCUUGCUUUUGACUUGGCUGCACCAACAGUAAAUCAGUUCCUUACCCAGUACUUCCUGCACCUGCAGCCUGGAAACUGCAAGGUUGAAAGCUUAGCAAUGUUUUUGGGAGAAUUAAGUUUGAUAGAUGCUGACCCAUACCUCAAGUAUUUGCCGUCACUUAUUGCUGGAGCUGCCUUUCACUUAGCUCUCUACACAGUCACUGGACAAAGCUGGCCCGAGUCAUUGGUACAACAGACUGGAUAUACCCUAGAAAGUCUUAAGCCUUGUCUCGUGGACCUUCACCAGACCUACCUCAAAGCACCACAGCAUGCCCAACAGUCAAUAAGAGAAAAGUACAAGCAUUCAAAAUAUCACAGUGUUUCUCUUCUCAACCCACCAGAGACACUAAAUGUGUGAGAGCAACAGACUGCCGGCCUUUGUUUGAAAUGGGAGUUGCUCAGAGUUCAGGCUGUACAGUUUUUAAUCUUGGGUUUAAAUUUUACAAUCAUUUCUGAAUGUAGAUGGUAUAGCCACAGACAAAUUAUGGUAUCCAUUGCUUUUUAAAUGGUUUUAAUUUGUAUAUCUUUUGUACAUGUGUCUAUCUUAGAUAAUUGGAUAAUUUUAAUUGGUUUGUUAACAUUGGUGCUGCCAACUGUCAGGAUAAUAAGAAUAAAUUGAUUUGGAAAUCUUUGCAAGUCAAAGUUAAUUUGAGGUAAAAAUAUGAAUGAUAAUGUCACUUAGAAGCUAAUUUGAUUUGUUUUAUUGUUCAGUGGGAGGGACGGAAAAGCUUUUAUAAGCCUGAAAUAUUUCAGGGAAAAAGACCUUCAAAUUCUGGCACUGAUUUUGAUUAUUCUAAGCAACCAAACCAAAUUGCUGCCUUGAUCAUAAAUAACCAAGAGUAGACUAAUCUGUCUUCAGUGAAGCAGAACUCAUUCACCUCUCACAUGUUAUAGUAGUUGAUGGAGAUAUUUUAUUUGUCAACUUUUACAAAUAAGGUUUUACAUGAGUUGGGAGGCUUUUGUGCAACAGAAAGGUUUUCUAGAAAGUUUAUUCAAAGCAUAAUGUUAAAGACAAAAAAAUAGUUUAAUCAGUUCAAUAUCCAGAGCUGUUAGCACUGAGUAGUUUUAUAUAUAUAUAUGUAUUAUAUAUACAUACAGAAUCCACCACUUUAGCUUAAUUAGCAGUUCUCUUCUUUUUCCUCCUUUUCCCUUGACCUUUACUUGGUGCCUUUUGGUUUGCACUGGUCUGAGCUCUGUGAAUGAAGUAAUAUAACAGCUCACUGUAUCCAAUCUGUCCUGGAUUGGGACUCUGAAAGGUGCUCCCACUUUAAAGGGACCAGAAAUGUGUUACCUUAUUUUCUUUGGAUUCUUCUCUGGCUCCAAAAUGAUCAUUUCUUCUUCUUCACUAUCUGAUAGCACUAUAGGGGCACCUUUAGAAAAUUCCAAAAAAGGAGUUUACUACUUAACCACAUCAGAGGUCGUCCUAAUGCUCCCAUUUCCAUGCUGAGAGAGCUCAAGCUGUGUUGCCUGGACACUGAUACACUCUUUCCAAAUCGUAUCCUGUUUUUGUAAAGAUUUUUAUAAACCAGGGCAGGCCAUGAAAAAUGUAGAAAACUGCUUUGUUUGCCCAUUUUUCUCUUGAACAGUAGUUAUAUAUAUGUGUGUGUGUAAAUAAAGCAUGCAAAUUAACCCUUU